Hypanus sabinus (Atlantic stingray) is the source of this 1421-nucleotide messenger RNA. RefSeq names its product E3 ubiquitin-protein ligase TRIM39-like. The record is from RefSeq and is a predicted model, not a curated record. Bases 75 to 1313 code for a protein of 412 amino acids. The transcript has 8 exons. NCBI's taxonomy places the organism in Eukaryota, Metazoa, Chordata, Chondrichthyes, Myliobatiformes, Dasyatidae. Gene Ontology annotation, molecular function: protein binding; zinc ion binding.
AUUUCUUCACCGAUCCGGUUAUACUGGAGUGCGGGCACAACUUCUGUCGCUCUUGUAUCACACAGUGUUGGGAAAUGGAAGAGAGAAACCCCUGCCCGGAAUGUAGAGAGGAGUUUGCUGACCGCACCCUCAGGGUGAAUCGCGCCUUAGCAAAUCUGGCUGAAAAAGCUCGAAAUCUAAACCUGAAUCCGAAAGGGAAGGAAAGUAAACGUCACUGCGAGGAACAUGAGGAAGAAUUGAAGCUGUUUUGUGAAACGGACAAGGCACUGAUCUGUAUGAUCUGUGCAGUGGCGGAGGAACACAGAGAGCACUGCUUCAGGCCGAUUAAAGGAGCUGUUAAAAUCUACAAGGAUCAUCUAAAAUCUUCCUUAGACUCUCUCACAAAAAAGAAAUCUGACUUCCAGGAAAAGGAGCAGCAACAGAAAGAGAAGAUUUCCGAAGUUCAGAAACAGUCACACAGCGUUCAGACCCACAUCACAUCCCAGUUUGCUGAACUGCGCCAGAUUAUCACAGAGAAAGAGCAGAGUUUACUCAGGGAUCUCAGGACGGAAGAGGAGAGGAUUCUAAAUCCAAUGCGGAAAAAUCUUCGACUGAUUCAAGGGAAUAUAAAGAUUAUUCAGGAGGAAAUCACUAAGUUAAAGGAACAGAUGGAUCAAAAAGACAGUGUGAUGUUUCUCAAGGAGGAAGCUCAUCAGAACAGGAGAAUCAGUGACAAUGUCCAGGAAUUGUCUGUGACAGAUGAGGCCCUACCGGUUGAAAAAUUUGAGCACCUCUAUUUGUUGAAAACAGUGCUGAAAGAAACACUUGAUGCUAUUAACCGAGUCUCUGUCACCCUGGAUGUGGAAACGGCGCAUCCGGAGCUCGCGGUGUCUGAGGAUCGGAAGAGUGUGACAUGGACCGGGACCCGGAGGGAUCUCCCUGACGCCGGGAAGAGAUUCACAUACUGGGAUUGUGUGCUGGGAUCGGAGAGAUUCACAUCGGGGAGACAUUACUGGGAGGUAGAGGUGACGGGGAAUCGGCGCUGGUGUCUGGGAGUCGCCGCAGAGUCUGUGGAGAGGAAAAGACGGACUCUCAGGCAGAACCGAAGCCGAUCGUGUCUCCUACAAUCAACUGAAGCCAUUGGAAAAAACAAGGGCCUGCUGACAUUUUCUACCUGUCAUUGGUGCCAAUAUUUGCCAACAAGUCUGGUUGCUCGCCCUCCCCCUUUAGAAUGCCAGGGGCCUGAUCGGAGUCAUCCCUGUCCCUGGCACCUGGACACAUCUCACCAUCCGGGUGACUCUAUCGCCAGCACAGAACCGCUGGUCGUUGGUUGACAACAGGAGGAACUCUAACCCUGUUACGGCGGAGGGAUGAUCGGGUGAGAGUUAAUGUUCUGGAAAUGGAGGGGUUGCCUCAUGGAUCAGAGGGAAUAAAAGGUUGGA